Quercus robur (English oak) is the source of this 1826-nucleotide messenger RNA. Its product is annotated as RING-H2 finger protein ATL72-like. Gene Ontology annotation, molecular function: transferase activity. Bases 1102 to 1716 code for a protein of 204 amino acids. Lineage: Eukaryota; Viridiplantae; Streptophyta; Magnoliopsida; Fagales; Fagaceae. Gene Ontology annotation, biological process: protein ubiquitination. The transcript has a single exon. The record is from RefSeq and is a predicted model, not a curated record.
AGAUUUGGUGGGAUCAGGUACCAUAAUCAAAAUUCCAGUCCAGGUGACCUUUUUCUUCAACUUUAUCAGUAAGAAAAUAAAAAUCUAACAAUCCUUUUUAUGCAACUUGUUUUGAAGCUCACCCCUCUAUGUGUCAUUUCUCUCCACCAUAAAAAUGAAGUGAAAAGACAGCCGAAACCUUAUCUUACAUCCUAUGACGACAAAGCACUUUAAAACACAGCCCCCUCAUAGUCUACCAAAGAACCAACCAAACCAUCCCUCUCUAUCUCUCUCUUUCUCCAUUUGCUUCACUGAAAUUACUAGAAAAUUUCCAUCCCCCCGUGUGGGAUAAGUUUAGGAACUUCAACGCCACGGUAAGGCUAAAUAAUUGUCUCUCUCUCUCUCUCAUCUUCCUAGUGGUUAUCAUUUCUUCUUUAAUGGGUUAGAGUUGGCCUGUUUGUGAUUUAAGAAGCCAUAACUUUUGCCAUUCAUGCUUGCCAAUUAAGAUUAUUGAUUCUUAUCCUUUAAAGGUCUCAAAGACUAUUAGUAUUUCACCCACCGUUUCCUUAUCCCAGUGACCAACAAGAUGCUUUUUGGAAAAGUCUUAAUUUUUUUUUAUCUAGUUGGAAUCCUAACAGGCAGUGUUUUAACUCAAAAAGCCCAUCUAUCUCCCUUUAGUUGAAAGCAGAUCAAAGGUUAGAGAAGAACCAAAGGAAAUAAACCACAUACCCCUACUCAAAUCUUUUCCUUUCCUGCUUUAUAUCUAUUAUUUAUUAUUCACAAGCUUCAUCACACAUCGAGUCCAGCUUCUAGAGUACUAGUCCUCCUGCAUCUAAAGAAGCUGAAACUAAUAAGGCAAGGCCUUGUUCUAUACAUGAGUGACAUGAAAUCCCUUCUUUCAGUCUCCUUUGUGGUUCGAUUUGCCGCUAAAAAACCGUGGAGGAACGAGAUGUCAAGCCUCUUUUCUUAAAUAAUUAGUUUCGUAGACUACCUACCAAUUACCUUUCUCAAAUCUUACAGAAGUGGGAAGUUUUGUAUACUGCGUACGACCUUUUUUAAGCUAGAAGCCACAAGUUAAGAAUUUUUUCUUUUCUUGAAAUUCCAUAUUAGAUCAUUUGAAAAAUGGUGAUAAAUCAUCUUCCACAUGGUCCACACCGUUUACUCCUCGAUGCAGAAACAAGUAUUGCGCCACCAGCAAAUGAAGGUAAUAAGGCGAGUAGAGGGUAUGGUAGCGAGGCAAACUUUGACACCAACAUGGUGAUUAUCCUAGCAGCCUUGCUUUGUGCGUUAAUAUGUGCACUUGGACUAAAUUCAAUUGUGCGUUGUGCUCUAAGGUGUAGCCGUAGAUUUGCUUUCGAAACCCCAGAUGAGACUGCUGCGCGUUUAGCUGGCACAGGGCUUAAAAAGAGUGCAUUGCGGCAAAUCCCAGUUGCUGUAUAUGGAUCUUCAGUGCUUAAUAUUCCAGCUACAGAAUGUCCAAUUUGCCUUGGGGAAUUUGCGGAUGGUGAGAAAGUGAGAGUGUUACCAAGAUGUAAUCAUGGGUUCCAUGUAAAGUGCAUAGACACAUGGUUGGGGUCACACUCAUCAUGUCCAACUUGUCGCCAGUCUUUGCUAGAACAACCAACCAGUUCUCAUGAUGCUGGGGAUGAAGAUGCUGCUGAUGUUGAAAUUAGACAUCCUUCGAUUGCAUCAGAAGGACAAGGGGAUGUGGCAAUAGCUGUGGAUGAGGUAGGCUAGCUAGCUAAAUCUUGAAUUCCAAAGAUUUCUCAUUUUCACAACUCCUAAGUAAACUGUAAAACUGUAAAAUUAAAGAAAUAGUGGGGAGUACUUUUUCUUCCUUUUUUUUU